AUGGAAGAACAGCUGAACAUUACCGUGCUUCAAGAAAAGCGACCCGUGACAUACAAGUCGCUGGCGCGCCAACACGCAAUUCACGUUAAUACCGCUAAACAAGCAUUAUGGGAUUAUGCACAAAACACGCCCAAUGUGCAUGCAAUUUACUGCAUCGCAGGCAGACUCGUAGUGGACAGCAACGCAACUCGGGACACGAUUCGACUUGUCAAAGACCUCGAUCUCGAAGAAACCAAGAAACAAUUCCGUCAAGUCACCGGUAUUCAUGUUUACAGUGUCGUACCUUAUGAUCCAAAGCUGUGGUGUCCUCAAAUGUACCCAAGCGUUAUCGGGCAAACCCACGACACAGAAACGUACACAGCCCGAUACUGCACAUACACAACAAGCGACUUUAUCCAAACCAUCCAAGCCAGCUGCUUCAACCCCUGCACCAGCACCAGCAGCUGCGAUACCAACAAAGAAACCAACUACUAUCCCGAGCAAAGUUCAGCUCGUUCUUCUUCAUCACCUACACCUACACCACCACCACAGCCAGCAGCAGCAGCAGUGAAAACACCAGAAAAACAAAAAACGCCUGAACCUAAGAAACCCAGUUUGACAGCAGAGGAUAUAUUUUCGGAGGAUGAAGAUAUGGCUGAAUCCAAUCCAAUGCAGGAUGAGCCUAUUUUUGAUCCUAUGGAAACGGAUGAACCUGCAGCUGUAGAAGAAGAAGAACGACGACAGACUGAAGAAAAGGAGCCUGAAGCAGAAGUUGAACAAGAGGAGCAGGUGCAAGAACGAGUACCCAAACAGUCCACUGCAGGCCGAAAAAGACGACGAAAGGUGACAAAGAAGAAGCAUUAUACAAACGAGCGUGGCUUCUUGGUUACUGAAGACGUCGAAGAGUAUGAAACAGUGGAUGAGGAUGAAGGAGAAGAAGAGUCGCCAGCACCAUCAUCAUCAACGACACAACGAUCAACUACAACGAAAAGCCAGAGUAAGCCUUCGUCUGCACCGGCACCCGCAGCAAAGAAGUCGGGAGCCAAAAAGACACAAGGCGAACAAAGAAACUUGUUAAGCUUUUGGGGAAAGAAGUAA
This is a messenger RNA of Zychaea mexicana, 1077 nucleotides long. RefSeq names its product DNA polymerase subunit Cdc27-domain-containing protein. Bases 1 to 1077 code for a protein of 358 amino acids. Gene Ontology annotation, biological process: DNA replication; DNA synthesis involved in UV-damage excision repair; DNA strand elongation involved in DNA replication. Gene Ontology annotation, cellular component: nucleus; delta DNA polymerase complex. The transcript is spliced from 9 exons. The record is from RefSeq and is a predicted model, not a curated record. Lineage: Eukaryota; Fungi; Mucoromycota; Mucoromycetes; Mucorales; Lichtheimiaceae. Gene Ontology annotation, molecular function: DNA-directed DNA polymerase activity.